Messenger RNA from Aspergillus calidoustus, 1715 nucleotides. NCBI's taxonomy places the organism in Eukaryota, Fungi, Ascomycota, Eurotiomycetes, Eurotiales, Aspergillaceae. The record is from the annotation of a GenBank genome assembly.
GAUUACCAAUCAAGCAUUAUGGACAGGCACGACUAAGUCAAUCAUAUCUGCCGACUCAAGUUGUCGGUUACUGAGAGCUUGCUCCUGUUUAUCACGCAUCUUCAGACCUUUACUGAUUCCGCCGAGUUCGUUCGACCGAUAUUCGCAAGAGCUAUCGAUACACGGUCAUGGCUCGCUCAACAAAACCCCUCCUCUUCGUGCACUCCAGCGGCCCCACACACGCCCACCAGCGCGACGAGGCCGUCAAGACGAAGAUCCGGCAACAUAUCAUGGCUGACAUUGGGCGCGCGCGCAGAAAACGGCCACGGAAUUCCAAGGUCGAAGUGGUGAUGCAGCCGUGGUCUGAAGCGGAUGUCGACCAUCGCAAGCUCCCAAAGACAGGUCAUAAACACAACGCCCAGGGCCCAUGUACGAGGUGCCACUCCCAGCCGCCUGCCAAUUCCAAUGCCACUGCGUCGCCAGUCUUCCCAUUCUGGUCCCAGAACCCGCUCGUUAUCCUAGAGAGGCACUGGGGAAUGGACAUGUUUUCCGCGUACGGGAUCGCAUUUGUUAUGAAUGAAGGGGCGAACAGGAGGUUGAGGACGAGAUCGAAAUCCAAAGGUGCGACAGGUGGAGGGGGAUUCUGGUUCCCAUUCGCGUUUCGCGCUUCAGCCUUCCUCCGCCAUUUUCGGCAGACAAUCACAAGUCCCGAGGUGCUGGACUCUGUCGCCGACGUGCCGGGGAAUACUUUCCAGGCGAUUGCGCUCCAGCGCUCGACUGGGACUAUAGCCUGUAUUGAGGAGAAGCUGGCUGCUAGGGAUGCAGGCGUAGCGACGUCUGAUAGCGUGAUCCGAGGGGUUUUGGCUUCGAUUUGCUACAACUUUGUUUCAAUGGACUGUGAUCAAGCCCGAAUCCAUAUGAAUGGCUUGACGCAACUCGUAUCCGCGCGGGGUGGGACGGAGAGCCCGCUAGACGACGAAGAGCUGCGAUUGAUGAUAUUUUGGGUUGAUAUCACGGCAUCGUUAUUGUUCAGCUCAAAACCGCACUUCCCUGUCCCGGCCGACCUGAUGCCCGCAUCUCCACUCCCCACGCAGAGCGACAUUUCCACCCUCCCACUCCGCUACCUACACCAUCAACCCGGCUCUGUCACAGACGAAUACACCACCACUAUUCUAUACUGUCUACGAGACUUAUGGGGCGCCGCCGCAUACAUUCAGUCAAAGGGCACAUUCCACGAAACCGAGCCAUGGGUUGACGAAGAGUCCAUCAGCCUACGCCUUAACCCCCUCGCACAUCGUCUACUCUCGAUAUCCCCAUCUACAGGAUCUAGGUCAGCAUCUUCACACGGCACAGCAAUCGCACGAGCACUACAGCUCGGCCAGAUUCUGUUCAUCAUCCUCGUCAAACGGGCUUAUCGCUCAUACCCCGGUUCUCCAGCAGUGUACGCCUUGAAGUUACUACGGCUUCUUUCGGAUACACGGGUCUGGGCCGGUGACGCAGGGGUGCCGUCGGUUCGGCUGUGGCUGCUUGUUUUGUGUGGGAUUGGCCUCUCUCGAGGCAAGGAAGAGAGCAUGGUCGGGGAUAUGAUUGGCGAUGUGAUGCGGAGAUGGGAUUUGGACUCCUGGGGCGAUGUUACUGGGUAUGUACGGCAAAUGCCGUGGGUGAGUCUUUUUGAUCCCCUGUGCGUCGAGCUAGAGCUUAGGUUACCAUCUCAUCCUGGGUACAUGAGUAUGUGA